UGACCACCAAGACGCCGUGUUUACCCUCGCAAUAUUUUCAGUUGGUUGUAGUUGAUAUCGGUUUAAUUGCACAGCCCAAUUUUCGAAGUUAGAUUCGUUUCGCUAACGUUUAGUUUGGAUCGCGGGUUGGAAAAAACCUUCCUCACCCUACAUUUUGGCGCCCAACGUGGGGCAGUGCUUUAAAUUCAGAUUAUUGCUCGCGUUGAAAUUAAUCUUGUUAAAAUUAAUUUAAUGUAAUAAAGUUUUAACGCGUCUAUUAUAAAAAUAACUUUUCGUGUUUCGCUCUUGGUGGUCAUCAUUUGGCUCGCGCACCAUCAACUUCAUCAUCAUCGCUGGAGGACCUCACCGUUGGCUACCACCGUUGGACAUCAUAGCAGUCCCAUUUGUUCGCAAAAUUGUACAAGGUCGGAGAACGGUCAUUGGAUCAAGUGCCGCUCAGACCGCCGCUCGGUCAUACGCUGAGCGUUCACACUUCAUUUGCACACUUGCUCCCCUGCCACCGUCAACACUUGUCGUUGCUGCCUUCGUCGCUACGCGAAGACUGCUCUGCUCAUACUUGCUUCGCUACCGUCGCUGCUGCUCGCUAAUUAACUGCCUCUACACACUUCUAACACGCUAACGCGCACACUUGCAAAUACGCCGACGCGCGCUUUCUCUCAUUUGAUCACGCAUUGUAUUGCUGUCGCUGCCAUCAUUAGUCGUUGCUGCUAUUUCGUUGGCGUGUGCUAGCCCUUCGUUGUCGCACACCUUCGCUUCGCCACCGCUCAUUACGCUAGCGCUCACUCGCACUUCGCUGUCGCCACUACAUUUUUUAUAUCUGUCCGCACAACGCUCACUUAGUUUUUGCUGCCUAACUUUCGUCGCUACCCAGCGAACAUUUGAAAGGGGUUUUCUGCCAUUUAUCAUUUCUCAAUCUUUCGUCGCAACAAAGGUAAUCUAAACCCUUUCUUGGAGUCUACUCAUGACUUUGAACUGUUGAAAGUUGGCGGACGACUUGAAUUGGCAGAUCUUCCAGAAAGCAGAAAGCACCCUAUUUUAUUACCUAGCAAAUGUGAAUUCGUCACGCGAUAUGUUCGACAUCUACACAUCAAAAACUAUCACGCCGGCCCGAAGGCGCUGGUGGGUUUAAUUCGUCUUCAGUUUUGGGUAAUUAAUGCACGCGAUAUUGCUAGACGCAUCGUCAGAUCAUGUAUACAUUGCAUUCGAUACAAGCCAAAACUACUCCCACACAUGAUGGGCAAUCUGCCUGUUGAACGCUUGACACCAUCGCGCCCGUUCGCCCGCUGCGGCAUCGAUUUUUGCGGACCGAUUAGCGUUUACCUUCGCAUUAGGGGCAAGGCUCCCUAUAAAGCCUACAUCGCCAUCUUCGUGUGCUUUGCUACAAAGGCAGUACACAUCGAAGUCGUCUCUGACUUAACCACGGAUGCAUUUUUAGCUUCGCUAAAGCGAAUGAUUGGAAGGAGAGGCCUUCCAACAGACAUCUUCUGCGACAAUGCAACUAACUUUGUCGGCGCGUGCAGCAAACUUGCGGAAUUGAAAGCGUUCCUUUUCAAGAAAGAGAACCAAAAUGUCAUCACCAAUUUUUGUACUAAUGAAUUUGUGAAUUUUCAUUUGAUUCCCCCCAGAGCACCUCAUUUCGGCGGCAUUUGGGAAGCCGCAGUUAAAUCAGCCAAGGGUCAUCUAAACCGCAGCAUCAUGAACGCCAGACUUACGUAUGAGGAGCUGACGACAGUACUAGUGGAAAUAGAAGCUGUUCUUAAUUCGCGGCCUAUCUCUCCACUCUCAUCUGACCCCAGCGAUUACGAGGCGUUGACUCCAGGGCAUUUCAUAACCGGCAGUGCGUUAAAAUCUCUACCGGAGCGAGCAAUAGCAAACAACAUCAACCUCGUCAACAAAUGGACUCAAAUCACCGCCAUCAAGCGCGAACAAAGUGGACCACUGACCAUGCAAACAUUGCAAAGGACGCUAUGGUUCUCAUCCAUGAGGACAAUGUGCCGCCACAGCGAUGGCAAAUUGGACGUGUUACAGAGGCCAUACCUGGAAAAGAUGCUCGAGUUAGAGUGGUCGACAUAUGCACCUCGAAGGGAAUCAUUCGCCGCCCUAUCCACAAAAUUGCAGUUUUACCAAUUUGAAAGUCCUUUCAACGGGGCCGGGAUGUUGGGUCACCUAACGACACACCCUGCAAGUUGGCGUAGGUCAAGA
Rhagoletis pomonella (apple maggot) is the source of this 2202-nucleotide messenger RNA. RefSeq lists its product as uncharacterized. Gene Ontology annotation, biological process: DNA integration. Gene Ontology annotation, molecular function: nucleic acid binding. The record is from RefSeq and is a predicted model, not a curated record. NCBI's taxonomy places the organism in Eukaryota, Metazoa, Arthropoda, Insecta, Diptera, Tephritidae.